AUGGCGGAGCGCGACCCCCAGCAUCCGCAACAUCUGCAGCGUCGAUCCUCGUCCCGGACCUCCUCCGCCUCUCGGCACAGCCAGAGAGCUAAGGCCGCGUGCGCCCGCCCGCAGAAACGCCUCUCCGCCUCCUCCAAUGCCACCACCACCGACCUGACCUCCUUCCCCUCGCUCUCGCCGGACCGCUCCCCAGACGGCUUCCUGGGCCAGCCCGCGCUGAACCGCGCCCUCACAAAUGCCCUGCUCGACGAAGAGGCCAACGAGUCUCCCGCCGAUGUCCCACGGGACCGGCGAUCCACCCUGGCCAAGCUGACGGGCGGGCUGCCCGCGGAGUCAGGCCGCGCCGCGCUCUUCGACGACUCGAUCCACCUGCACGACUUCCCUGGGGCGCUGCAUCUGGCCGACGACUCGCACAUUGAGCGGCUGGUCGCGAGCACGGGCGCCGUGAAGCUGGUGCGGCAGUUUGCGCGCGAUCUGGCGCUGCGCGACGCGGAGAUCUCGGCUCUGCGGCAGCGCGCUGAUGCGCGCGAGCGCGAGUUGAAGCGGAUGCUGCGCGAGGUGGCCGUGUCGAAUCAGGAUAUCGAGCGGAGGCUGUAUGCGCUGGAGAACGCGCCGCGGAAGAACUCGGACGGGCUGGAUGCGGGGAAGGAUGGUGAGCAGGCGGGCCAGCGCUCCGUCGGGGUCCAUGGGCUUAUGCAGCAGGCGUUGACCGAUGAAGUGGGUUCGUUGUCAGAUGACGGGACGUCAGCGCAGGAUCAGGCGACAGUGCGCGGCACGCAGCGCUUGGAGUGUGACUCGCCUUCUGGCACGUCGAGCGCCGAAUCGGGGACCACCCGGAAGAGACAGCUUUCGGUCCGCGGCUGGCAGGAUUAUAUCUUCGGGAAUGGCACGGCGAGUCGGAAAACGAGCAGGGCGAGCAGUAUCAUGAGUGGUGUUGGCGAGGUCGAGGAGGAGGAGACCCAGCGUCGUCGUCCUUCCAACCGUCGAAAAGCCCUGGAUGAACAGCUGUUCCAGCCGCCCAGCGAGCGUGCUGGGCCUUCCGGAGGCGAAGUGGCUGCAAAACGCGCGGCCGGGGAUGAUGCCAGCAUCCAUUCCCGCAAAUCGUCAAAGUCGCUCGCGUCGUGGACAGUCAAGCUCUUUGCUGGGGGCUCCCAGCCCGUCCGCGACGAAAAUACUGCAAGCUCAGUUCGAAGCAGAGCGUCGUCUAUUCAGCAAGACAAAAGCAAAAGCUCUUCCUCCGCAUCCUCGAACCCUAGAGCUGGGAUGUCGGCGGUGGCCGCCUUAAAGCGAAUCAACAGUAACACCAAUUUCCCAAGUGUGUCCGGCAGACCUGCCAAUGGAUCCACUGGCACUGGUCGGUCCACCGUUCAACCUGGCCGGAGACAUGCAGCCUCGACCGUGUCUCAACCGCCGGGCUCCGAUGGUGCUGAUAAAAGUGCUACGAAUCUAGGGCCCGUCGAGAUGGAUGCCAUCCUUCCCAUGGAAUCGCGGCCGCCGACGCUUUCCUACAUGUACAACAAUUACCAAUCCGGCGAGCUUCUGACCGAUCGCUUUGGAUUCAUUUAUGACCAGCGCCGCAAAAAGAGGCAGCGCGAAGCCAUCAUGUCCAAGAACAGCGGCAACCGCCUGAGCGUCGCCGAGACUCUGAGCAGCUUCCGCACUGACGCGUCAGAUGGCGACGACGACGACGACGAGCAAGUGAUUCUCAAGCAAUUGCAAGCAGUUGCGGAACCCCAGCGCUCACCUCCAUCCAUCUCUCCCGACGAUCCAGACGCGGGAGCUGUGUCUCUUGGCAAGUGGCAGGAUUAUCUAAAGAUCCCAACUCGGCCGACCGAAUUGCUAUCACACACCCCGUCGGCAGGCCCCAUCGUGUCACUCACCACCGCAAGCGAAUCCCAGCCACGUACGACUGCAGUGGCGGUUGACCGGCAUGGUUCGCUAUCGGUCAACCCAAAUGCCCCGCCAUCGGCAUCGACGUCUACAAUUGUCGCGGACCGUCCCGAGUUCGCGGGAGGCUCUACCGAUGAACUCACCACGAUAACCGCGUCGAGUGCAUCUCCAAGCGAAAAUGAGCCCGUCAGGCUCCUUCUUGAGCAGUUGACAGAGCUUCACGAUACCCUCCAGCGAGACAGGACGGUCCGGUGGAAUGAAUUUAUGCGCAAGGUGCGCGCCGAGCGCAGGAAAGAGGGAGAAGCUGCAGCCGCUGCGGCCGCUUCCGCCCGUUCUUCUCAGUCCGUCGAUACGCCGGAGGCAUCUCUCCCGGUCGGCGAGGUGGUGGGGAUCUCCAACCUUGGGAAUAAGGGCAAGGUCGGGCGGGCGAAGUGGCGGGAGUUCCGAUCGCUUGUCCUCGGGGGCAUACCGGUUGCUCUCCGGGCGAAGAUUUGGUCUGAGUGCAGCGGCGCGUCCUCUAUGCGGGUACCUGGCUACUACGAUGAUCUUGUACGUGGGAUCGGCGGAACCGAUCCGGACCCGUCUGUCGUGGCUCAGAUCGACAUGGACAUCAAUCGGACUCUCACAGACAACGUGUUUUUCCGCAAGGGGCCUGGUGUCUCCAAGCUCCGAGAGGUUCUACUCGCGUACUCGCGACGCAACGCUGAGGUGGGAUACUGCCAAGGGAUGAACCUCAUUGCUGCCUCUCUGCUGCUCAUCACCCCGACCGCAGAGGACGCCUUCUGGAUCCUCGUCUCGAUGAUUGAAAAUAUCCUUCCGCAUCAUUAUUACGAUCACGGACUGCUCGCUUCCCGGGCCGAUCAGGUCGUCCUGCGCCAGUACAUCUCCGAGGUGCUACCCAACCUAUCCGCGCACCUCGACUCGCUGGGCGUCGAGCUCGAAGCACUUACCUUCCAAUGGUUCCUCUCCAUCUUCACCGACUGUCUGUCCGCCGAGGCCCUCUACCGCGUUUGGGACGUGGUGCUCUGUCUCAACGUCACCAGCGUUGUCAAUCCCAACCCGAACCCCUCCGCACCUUCGGCCCGAGAGACCACCGAGCCCAGCAACCCCUCAGCGCAAGAAAUCGCAUCCGGAAGCGGAGGCGGCAGCACGUUCCUCUUCCAGGUGGCGCUGGCCCUCCUCAAGCUCAACGAGCAACAGCUCCUGACAACCUGCUCGACCCCCGCGGAGCUGUACACCUACAUCAACCACCAGAUGACCAACCACGCCAUCAGCAUCGACGGCCUCAUCCAGGCCAGCGAGGCCCUGCGGAACGUCGUCCGUCGCGAAGACGUCGUGGCUCGUCGCGCAGAGGCCCUGCACGAUAUGCGCGAGUUCAGCACCGGACUGUCGAACGCUGAAGCAGCGGGCGCUGACAAUCCCAACUGA
This is a messenger RNA of Aspergillus clavatus NRRL 1, 3318 nucleotides long. Its product is annotated as TBC domain-containing protein. NCBI's taxonomy places the organism in Eukaryota, Fungi, Ascomycota, Eurotiomycetes, Eurotiales, Aspergillaceae. The transcript has a single exon. The coding region runs from base 1 to 3318 and encodes 1105 amino acids. The record is from RefSeq and is a predicted model, not a curated record.